This is a messenger RNA of Dalotia coriaria, 2530 nucleotides long. It is a transcript of the gene Men-b, whose product is annotated as Malic enzyme b. The record is from RefSeq and is a predicted model, not a curated record. Gene Ontology annotation, cellular component: mitochondrion. Gene Ontology annotation, biological process: pyruvate metabolic process; malate metabolic process. The coding region runs from base 115 to 2001 and encodes 628 amino acids. Gene Ontology annotation, molecular function: malate dehydrogenase (decarboxylating) (NADP+) activity; NAD binding. The transcript is spliced from 8 exons. NCBI's taxonomy places the organism in Eukaryota, Metazoa, Arthropoda, Insecta, Coleoptera, Staphylinidae.
AGGAGCGUCGAGGAGAGUAGUGCCGAAGUGUGUGGGAGGAUAUCGCCGAAGAGUCAGCUGUGCGUGCGCGCGAGUAGGGCUGUCGCCAAAUCCACACACAUUUGAAUCGCAAUCAUGUUCGGGCAGCUACCGAAGGCCCUUUUUGGGUCAAAAGGAACAAAGGCAGCGGUGCAGCUUCUCAAUGGCACGAAGCGUAUCGUCGCCGUUGAUUCAUCAAACGAUGAGCAGAAACGUACUUUCCAUCAGAUCACCGGCGAUAUUAUUUGCCCAGGUCAGGUUCAGGGUAUAGAUUACCUGCGCGAUCCCAGACUCAACAAGGGUUUAGCUUUCACACUUGAAGAACGUCAGGCUUUGGGUAUUCAUGGACUGCAACCCGCACGUUUCAAGUCUCAGGAAGAGCAACUUGAGCUGUGCAGACUUUCAGUCAUGCGGUACCAAGAGGAUCUCAAUAAAUACCUUUACAUGACUGAGCUGCACGAUCGUAACGAGAAGUUGUUCUUCAGACUGCUCUCCGAAAACGUUGAAAUGUUAAUGCCAAUUGUUUAUACGCCCACUGUUGGUUUAGCUUGCCAAAAGUUUGGUCUGAUCUAUCGUAGACCAAGAGGAUUGUAUGUUACCAUCAAUGACCGCGGACAUGUUUUUGAUGUCUUAAAGAAUUGGCCUGAACACGAUGUGAAAGCCAUUGUUGUAACCGACGGUGAACGUAUCCUGGGUCUUGGUGAUUUGGGAGCGUACGGUAUGGGUAUCCCUGUGGGUAAACUUGCCCUGUAUACUGCCCUGGCCGGAAUCAAACCUCAUCAUUGUCUGCCAAUCACAUUGGAUGUUGGUACAAACAACGAGAGUUUACUUGAAGACCCACUUUACGUCGGUCUGAGACAAAAGAGAGUUGUCGGUUCACAAUAUGAUGAGUUCAUCGAUGAGUUCAUGAACGCCGUGGUGAAACGCUAUGGUCAAGAUACACUCAUUCAGUUCGAGGACUUUGGCAAUCACAACGCUUUCCGUUUCCUGGACAAAUACAAGACGCGUUUCUGCACGUUUAACGAUGAUAUUCAGGGCACUGCCAGUGUGGUGGUAGCAGGCUUGUUGGCGUCUAAGAGGAUCGUCAACAAGAAACUUGCUGAUCACAAGUUCUUGUUCCUUGGCGCAGGUGAAGCCGCCAUUGGUAUUGCUAGUCUUACAGUGAAAGCUAUGCAGAAGGAAGGUUUGUCUGUGCAGGAGGCACGUGAACGCAUCUGGAUGUUUGAUAUUGAUGGUUUGUUGGCCAAGGGACGCCCCGAGGGUAAUCUUGGUGGACACAAAGCUCCAUUUGUGAAAGAUCAUGAGGCUAGCAAGGAUCUGAGAGCCGUUGUUGAAGAACUCAAACCAACUGCUUUAAUUGGUGCUUCUGCGGCUGGUGGCGCGUUUACCCCUGAAAUUCUCAAGAUUAUGGCCGAUAAUAACGAAAGACCCAUUGUUUUCGCUUUGAGUAACCCAACUAGCAAAGCUGAGUGCACAGCCCAAGCUGCAUACGACAAUACUGACGGUCGUGUAGUUUUCGCUAGCGGCUCGCCCUUCGGUAAAGUUACCGUAAACGGCAAAGACUACUACCCGGGACAAGGAAAUAACGCCUACGUGUUCCCUGGAAUUGCGUUGGGUGUAAUCGCGACGCGUAUUCACCACAUCCGUGAUGAACUGUUCCUCGUCGCUUCGCAGACCAUUGCUGAUAAUGUCAGUGAGGAUGAUCUGAAAAAGGGUAGCUUGUAUCCUCCUCUCAGUUCUAUUCGAGAAUGCUCGGUGCAAAUUGCGUGCAGGAUUGCUCAAUACGCGUAUGAACAAGAUCAAUCCAGUCCAGGUAUUGCAACUGUGUAUCCGGAGCCAGAGGAUAAGCGCAAGUACAUCGAGGAUCAAUUGUACAACCACAAUUACGAAUCGUCGAUGCCGUGCACAUGGGAAUGGCCCGAGGCGCCCGAUGUAAAGACAAGACCUCUGGAGGUGCAGGAGAUGGUCAAGCACAAGAAUUAAGCGUGUAUUUCUCACAAUCAGCGCGCAUAAGUCAACUAAACUAUAUAUUUAAAAAAUCAUGGCAACUGAAGAAAACUUAGAGUGAUAUUAUUUAGACCAACUUCAAAUUUUAUUGGAUUCAUGUGAUCAUAACAAGAGCAGCUCCACUCUACUCAUAUUUUAAUUUAUUUUGUAAUAAAUUCCAAAUGUUAAAUUGGGAUUUGGAUUUCAACAAGUGCAUGGAUGAGCGAUGCGAGGCAUGGCAACUAAGAGUUGUAAUCAUGUUACUGUACGAUUAAUUUCACAUUCAUUGUGUACUUAGAACCAUUCUAGUGUGAUUACUUUGAGCGAUCGCUUGCAUCGGGUUUUAUUUAUUUGAAUACAUUUCGAACGCAGCUAUUAAGUUAUUAUUUAAUUGUUUAGUUUGCUAAUUUUAGUCAAUUAAUUACAUCAUUUGUAUGUAAGACUAAUCUAAACCAUUGAAAAUCUAAAUUAUAUUGAUUAGCACUAAUGUUAAACGUUUAAAAAAUGAUGUUAUGUAAUUGAAAAA